AUGGAGUCCAAUCAGGAAGCAAAUGAAACACAACAAAAUCACGAACAAGCGACCGGUUCUUCGAAUCAGGAGGGCAAAUCACACGCAAAAAAUCUUCCGCGAAUAAGUAAAGAUAAUCUUUACAUGAUCAUCGCUCUGUGGAUGGAAGAUUUUGAAGAGAAAGCCCCAGAGCAUCACAAACAAGUUGGAGCAGUGCUCGUCUCCCCAAACGAUGUGAUUUUUGCCGCUGAUUGUUCACGAGAUGAUGUCCAUGCCGCCGCCAGACUGUUGAUCAAACACAGAGGCAAAACCGAGGGUUGUAAGAUGUUCAUGUCUCGAAAGCCAUGUCCGCACUGCGCGAGGCUUUUGGUUCAAUCCAAAGUGAAACGAGUUCUCUUCCUGCCGACCCGAGAACCAGAAUACUAUUUGGACAGCAAUGAAAAAAAGGAAAUAGAGUGCAACAAAGAGCAGAUGAGACAAGUGGAUACUUUGUUCACCGCAAGCUCCAUUGCUCAGACAAAGUUUGUCUUGCAAGUCGAGGAUCCCGUGAUCGCAGAAGCAAGAAAAUCCCUUAAAGGAAAUGAAGAAACUUGCACAAAGGAAUUAAUUGAGAAAUACAGCGCUUUUAAAGAUAAUUCUAAAUGGAUAAAACGUAUGAAAAAUGAUCUACCGUGGCCAGAACUCGACGACGAUAUGAUUAAAGAAAUUCAAGAAUACUUCAAAAAAGUCAAGGAGUGGAUAGCAGUAGUCCUGGUUCAGUCAGGUGAACGCGAACGGAAGCUCUACAACGCCAAAACUAACGGUCCUCCUGACCACACCAAGCAUGACCAACGUUUCAUGGAAAUUGCAAGAUUCCUCGCCCAACGUACGGAUGACCCAGAACGUGGUGUUGGUGCGGUGAUUGUCAGUCAAGAAAAUGAAAUUCUCUCGUUUGGUUGGAAUGGUUUUCCUUUCAAAGCACACUACGGAGAGUUUCCAAGAGCUUCCAGCAAAGUUAAAGAUACACGUAAAGAGAAUCCGCCCGAGCAAGAUACACCUGAUAAGAGUCCGCCCGAGAAAGAUACACCUGAUAAGAAUCCGCCCGAGAAAGAUACAUCUAAUAAGAAUCCGCCCGAGCAAGAUACAUCUAAUAGGAAGUAUCCGUAUAUCAUUCACGCCGAGCAAAAUGCACUCUUGAUGCUGAAUACAAAGAAUUUGAAAGAUGCAGUAUUGUAUGUGACAAAAUCUCCGUGUGACGAAUGCGCUCCCUUGAUUGCAAUGGAAGGAAUUAAAAAAAUGUUCGUUGAUGGUAAAGUCGAGCGUAAAGAACGACGACUAGAGCGGCAUGAGUUGGGUCAUAAGUUGGGCUACAACUGGUUUAUCGAUAAGGUCGAUGACGACACAUUCACUUGUUUCAAAAACAUGCAGUAA
Molecule: messenger RNA, 1389 nt
Organism: Dendronephthya gigantea
Lineage: Eukaryota; Metazoa; Cnidaria; Anthozoa; Malacalcyonacea; Nephtheidae
Product: cytidine and dCMP deaminase domain-containing protein 1-like
Exons: 1
Coding region: 1-1389 (462 amino acids)
Molecular function (GO): hydrolase activity; zinc ion binding
Source: RefSeq, a predicted model, not a curated record